CAUUUUGCCGUUUGAAAUUUCAAAACAAUGUCACUCUAAUCGCUGCUCGCUGCUCUGCUAAGCGCUGAUCACCGGGCCUGCUCUGAUACCCAAAAAGGGACCAAAAUUGCCAUGGAAAUCCAACGUAUUGUGGUCUGCUUAGAAUCCCAGCACACUCCAAAUCCUCAGGAACAAGAACAGGUGGAAGUAGGAUCAAGAAGGAAGCCAAAAGUGGAGAAACCAGAGAUGAUUGAGAUUGUGAACCUAGACGAUGGUGAUGAUGAUGUGUUUUUCUACUCACCCAUCUCAAACAAAGGUAACACCAGGAGAACUGCAAUAGCUGUUGAGCAGUACAGUGAAGAAAGAGACCUUAACCUUGCUAUUAUAGCCUCCCUUAAAUCCACCAACAAAACCAACAAGCAGGAAAAUUUUGUCCAUCUUUCCCAUGAUAAUCAUGAUUAUUACUAUGUGGAUGAUGUUGGUGGUGGUGUUGACGAUGAUGAUGAUGAUGUUAGAGUACUUAACUUCAAACCCCAAUCCAACAUUUCUAAGGUAGGAAGAAAUAGCUUUAAAGAUUCGGUGACCGAAUGCGGACAAUCUUCUAAAGCCAAAAGCGACCCUGAAUUCGUCUGUGAGAUAUGCGUUGAACCCAAGACUGGAGAUGAGUCAUUUGACAUCAAGGGUUGCACUCAUGCUUACUGUAGGGACUGCAUGGCCAAAUACUUAGACUCAAAAUUGCAAGACAAUAUAGCUAAAAUUUCUUGUCCUGUAUCAGGUUGUGCAGGCUCAUUAGAGCCUGAGUAUUGCCGUUCAAUCCUUCCUCAGGAAGUUUUUGAUAGGUGGGGCAAUGCUUUGUGUGAAGCUCUGAUUAUGGGGUGUCAGAAAUUCUAUUGUCCCUUCAAGGAUUGCUCAGCAAUGUUGAUUGAUGAUGGAGGAGAGGUCAUAAGGGAAUCUGAGUGUCCUAAUUGCAGGAGAAUGUUCUGUGCACAAUGCAAGGUCCCUUGGCAUUCAGGGAUUCAGUGCCAAGAGUUCCAGAAAUUGCAUGAGGAUGAGAGAGAGAAGGAGGAUAUCAUGUUGAUGAAGCUAGCAGAGAAUAAGCAUUGGAGGAGGUGCCCAAAUUGCAGGAUAUAUGUUGAGAGAACACAAGGUUGCAGGUAUAUGAAAUGCAGGUGUGGCGCUGCUUUCUGUUACAGCUGUGGAACUGCUAAAACAAAUACCAGCUCCCAUUACUGUAAUUACUGCAAGGGUUGACUCUUCUACAUGAUUUGGGUUUUGUUAGAAGGAAAAUGAAAUAUGGCAAUCUAAGUUAACUCCAUUAAAUCUUUUUAACUAUAGCAUGUACUAAUGAUAAGCUGCUGAAAUGGAGAAAUUUGUCAAUUGGUCAAAAUUAUGAGAAGGUUGUGAAUGUGGGCAUUGAGUUGAAUCUGAGUUUGAUUAAAUGAACUGAAUUUAAGUUUAUCAA
This is a messenger RNA of Hevea brasiliensis (rubber tree), 1441 nucleotides long. Its product is annotated as E3 ubiquitin-protein ligase RSL1. Gene Ontology annotation, molecular function: ubiquitin protein ligase activity; ubiquitin conjugating enzyme binding; zinc ion binding. Bases 112 to 1230 code for a protein of 372 amino acids. Gene Ontology annotation, cellular component: ubiquitin ligase complex; cytoplasm. The transcript has 2 exons. NCBI's taxonomy places the organism in Eukaryota, Viridiplantae, Streptophyta, Magnoliopsida, Malpighiales, Euphorbiaceae. The record is from RefSeq and is a predicted model, not a curated record. Gene Ontology annotation, biological process: positive regulation of proteasomal ubiquitin-dependent protein catabolic process; protein polyubiquitination; ubiquitin-dependent protein catabolic process.